UUUUUUCUUUUAGAGGAAUAUUUUGUGUCUUGUUUUAACAUAUAAAAAAUUGUAAACCUAAAUUUGAAAAACACCUUAACACACUCUCCUCUCCUCUCUUCUCCGGUCAUCUCCAGACUAUGCUAAUCAUCACCAUCCAAUAUAAAUCCGUAUUUAAGAGUCUUUGGCCUUGAAUUUCGACUUAGGUGACGUGAACCCAUGAACUCUUGCAAAAACCUUACUUAAGUUUCUUUCUGGGCUGUGCUUAUGAAAAGCUUCACUUUCUCUCUCUUUACCUAUCGGAUUACUCCUCACAUGUUUCCCUGUCAAGAAGUUUCUUUGGGUUGUGGUAUUAAAGGUCUGUUCUAUAGGAGAAUACACAGUCAUAACAUUUGUAGACCUGUGAUAAAUGGUGGAGUAGUACUGAAUAACAGAUAUGCUUCUCCUGAAACUCAUUCUAUUCUUCAAUCAAGUGGUCUCCAGCACUGGUUCAAGAAUUGGCAGCAACUAAGAAAGAAUAAAUUGACUGCAAGCACUUUUGCUUCUGCCAUUGGGUUUUGGCGUAAGCGAAGAGUCCAACUGUGGUUAGAGAAGAUUGGGGCCAUUGAGCCGUUCUCUGGUAACCUGGCAACAUGUUGGAGUAAUAUCAAAGAAGAGGAAGCCCUUGAAAGAUACAAACUGAUCACUGGAAAUACGGUAUUGUUUCCAGAGUUUCAGGUUUAUUCAGCGAAAACAAACCCGGGAGAUGAUUGGUUGGCAGCUUCACCAGAUGGGGUUGUUGAUGGGCUUGUUUAUGGUUUGUCUUCACGAGGAGUUCUUGAGAUUAAGUGUCCCUUUUUCAAUGGUGAUAUGAGCAAAGCUUCCCCUUGGUCACGAAUUCCGCUUUACUGCAUUCCACAGGCUCAGGGGUUGAUGGAGAUUGUGGAUAGGGAUUGGAUGGAUUUCUAUGUUUGGACUCCUAAAGGAAGCAGCUUGUUCCGACUUUAUAGGGAUGCUGAAUACUGGGAUGCCCUUAAAUUGGCACUCUCUGAUUUCUGGUGGCAGCAUGUUCAUCCAGCAAGGGAAUGUAUCUCUAAAUCCCCUGUCGUCUUGGAUCCACUCACUGACUUAAGAUCACUCAAACCACUUCCAAGACAUGAAUUGUGCAGCUAUAUAGUUUAUGACAGCAAACGCAUAGUCGAUGAAUCCAGACUGUUGAUGCGAGAAAUCAAUGGCAUACUCCAAAGCUCAUGAUGCAUCAUCAUACCUCUUAGUAGAUCACAAAUUAAUCAAUGUAUUAAUUAAUCAUAAAUUUCAAAGGAACUCAUCAGCAUUAGAAUGGCCUAUGCAUUAACCUUUCUUGAUGUGGAUGCUGCUGAUUCCGCUACUGAUGAGAGAAGAACAAAGCUGAAUGUGAAGUGUGCUUUGUACAUUGAUGGUACCCCAUUUGGUCCACCCACAAUACAAGGUUUCUUCAAUUCUUAACAUCUUUUUCACAUUUAUAUGGUAAAGCAUCUUUUAUGCCAAACUUACUUCAUGGUCAUGCAUAUUGGUGCUCUUGCUGGUAUGGUAGUGCAGGUUCGAGACGUUUCAAGCGGGAAAGAUGAGGGAUUAAUUGGUGGGGCUACGGUUCCUCUCUAUAAUAUCUUAAGGCAACUCGAAACAGGAAAACGAAAGGUCAGGCUUUGGCUAUCAAAAGUUGCAGAUGGUUCAUUCAGUACAAACUAAAGCGCUUGAAGAUGCUUAUGGACAAGUAUGAGAGAUGGUAAAUCUAACAUGUCGGCUGCCUAGAUUAUCUUGCAUUCAACACUAGAUAUAAUCAAGGAAAACGAAAACACUAGAAAUGGGCUUUCUUAUUUAUACCAGGUGAUUUAGUUAGUUGAUGUUCAUAUGUGUUUGAAUCUCUUGUUUGUUUGCAUAUAAUACUAAAAACAGUACUCAUUGAGUUCUUAAGGAUCUUAGGAAUCAUUGUCAAUUUUAUUUAUUUGGUUUGUAAGGAAAAUUUCUAAAUAUCAUCACUUAUAGAAAUAACUAAUGAAAUUGUCAUUGUCAUUGUAAA
Cannabis sativa is the source of this 2017-nucleotide messenger RNA. RefSeq lists its product as uncharacterized. The transcript has 3 exons. Bases 247 to 1212 code for a protein of 321 amino acids. Lineage: Eukaryota; Viridiplantae; Streptophyta; Magnoliopsida; Rosales; Cannabaceae. The record is from RefSeq and is a predicted model, not a curated record.